GGUAGUUGGCAAAAGGCCGCAGCUGACACGAGCCAAACCAGUCUCUUCUUCUCUCUGCGGUAAAAUGUCUUGUCGUGUUUUCGCGUGGCGCGUAUUUAACAAGAAGUGCGGCAAAAUGCGCCAGCUGCUCAAGAGUGGAAUUCAAAUUGCUCAAAUAGCAUGUUUGAUGGAAAUGGAACGGGGACGAAAUCGUGCGCUUCCUGCACUUACGACAACACCACUGGAAAAGUCGGAAUUCUCGGCCCUGGAAAAGGGGUUGGCUGAGCUGGUGGAGAGAUAUUUGUCGCCCUUCUUCGUCUCGUUUCAAGAGCUGCGUGGUGUCCUCGAGGCGGAGGCGUUGAUUGUGUUCAAGAGCCACUUCGGGAGCGAUUUGAGUGCCUUCGAAGCAAACUUCCUGCGCCCGACCGCCCUUCUGCUCGCAGAUAAACCGCAGUGGUUGGCACCUCUUGAAGGACACCUUGGUGAAGCGGCUGUCGUCGUGGUGCACUUUGGCGAAGCGUCAGCCGGGGCCGUCGGCCCCCGCACCCUCCACUGCUGCAUCCGUCCCGCGCUUGAGGGCGUGGAGGCGGCCAUCUCGUGGCGGGGGCCGCACGGGCAGCUGAGGAGGCGGCUCGCCGGCCCCCACGCCCCAAUGACGGCCCCUGGCGAGACAGCGGCGGUGCUCGUCGCCGUCAAUGGGGACUCUGCGGUCCCCUUGCGGCAGGCACCUCUGCACCUGCUCGAGCGUAUUCCACAUAUUGAUUCUGAUGACGACGAGCCACCUCCACACACGCCGCCCCCGCCUCCUCUUAUCACUGGCGACGAGGAGCCGGCCCCUGCCGCCCCCACGACCGCCUCGCAGCUGCCCCCGGGUCUGCUCGCCUCCGGACUUUUCGCCCUCGCAGACUCGGAAGACUGUGAGGGUGCUGCCGUGAUCGUGGCCAACAGCCCCAAAGAACCCUUCACCACCCCCCGAUGUGCUGGACAACUACUGGCGUAUCUGGCUCUUCUCGUGGAAAGGCGGUGUGAGCACGAGGGAAGAGAGAGUUGCCCGCGACUCACCCUGUUUGUGCCCAGACUGGAGUCUACUGCCGCACUUGACCUGAUUGACCGAUCUCUGUUCGCUGCCCAGACACUUGGCACGCAGGUCGGAAGAGUUAUUGUACGCAGACAGCCUGGAGGGACACCAGCCAAAUUGAGGCGGAUUCUGCCAAUUAGUAAAGUCAAGUUGCAUGUAGUUGGUGGAGACAGUUCAGCACUGCGCCGUUUCUUUUGCGACGGCUCACUUCCAUCCCCCGCCAACCCUGAGCGCCCCCACCUGAGGGCCCAACUGCUGCAGGAUGCGGAGGAGUUAGAGGCAGCUUGCUCAGGAUCAGACCGUCUGCAAGCAUUGCCCGACCUUCAACUGCGAUCGUCGCAAUUGCAAUUGAGGGCUCAAAACGAAACCUGUCCGUAUUUGAGGGUUUGCCUCGACAGAGCGGCAGCAGCCGUGGCCGCCCUUGCAGAGAGCACCGAACCAGCGGCCAAGUCGCUCAUCCAACAGGAAAUAAGAUGGUUUGAGCAUGAAGGAGAGCGAGCUCUGGCAGACAUCUUAGCCGUGGCAGAAGGGCCGCCAGACCCUCUCGGAGGCAGCAGGUUCCAUCCUCUGUACCUCGAAGCUGUGCGUCACAUGGAGCGUGCAUCCAACCUGGCAGAGGAGGCAGCCGGGGCUGGAUGCGAGUCCUCCGGAGGCGGCACUCUCUCGACGCUGGCACGAUCACUGAAGCAACAUUUGAGAGGGUUCGGUGGUCGCCUGGAGGAGGCACGAGAGCGCUUCGAGGACGCACACCGUUGUCUCGCACUUGUCGCAAAGGCUGAAGAAUGGGCAAGUGAAGCAGACUGCAGGCUGCGUGAGGCGGACGAGAAAGCGCUUCGUCUGCAUGUGAUGGCACAUCCAGCACCUUGCGCCUCGCACCUAGCAGAAAUGUCUCAACUCGCAAGGAAGCUGCGCAACCAAAAGCUCGCAGAGCAUUGCCAGGAGACUGAGACGCGCUGCAUUACUGCGAUGGAGUCGGUGCGAAACCGCCUCUCAAGUUGCACCUGCUGGCCGGACCCAAGAGCCCAGUCGUGGCCCGACGAGGAGGGCAGCAGCAGCGUGGCGUCCGUGGCCUCCGACGACCAAAAGAGCAGUGAGUGUACAAAAGAGGAAGAGGCGGACGCAGCGGCGGUGGAGAAGGGUCCGUUGACCCCAAACGCGCACCUUGAGCAGCUGCAGACCCCACCCUUGGAAGCUGCUGACCCUACAGCAGACCCAAACGUCCUUAAAACACAGAGAACAUUACUUUUGAUACUGAGAGAAAUGAUCCAGACUGAACGAGACUACGUCAGAGCGCUUGAAUAUGUAAUUGAGCAUUAUGUGCCAGAGCUACUGCGAGAUGACAUUCCGCAAGCGUUGCGUGGACAACGGAAUGUGGUUUUCGGCAACAUCGAAAAAAUCUGCGAGUUUCACCGCCACUUUUUCCUUCUAGAGCUGGAAAAGUGCGAGAAGCGACCGCUCGCAGUCGCCAACAUCUUUCUCAAAUAUGAGGACAGAUUUUACCUGUACGCCUUGUACAACAAGAAUAAACCCAAGUCAGAUGCAUUGCUCGCUGAUUAUGGCGCUGCCUUCUUCAGAACAAAGCAAGCUGAGCUGGGCGACAAGAUGGACCUUGCAAGUUACCUGCUGAAGCCCGUCCAGCGAAUGGGCAAGUACGCCCUUCUCCUGCAGCAAAUGCUCAAACACGCGGCUGGCGGGCAGGCGGCCGAUUUGAUCACCGCCGAGGCCAUGGUCCGGUUUCAGCUCCGCCACGGCAACGACCUCUUGGCCAUGGAUUCGCUCACCAACUGUGACGUCAAUUUAAAAGAGCAGGGUCGGCUUUUGCGCCAAAACGAGUUCAUCGUGAGCCAGGGUCCGAGAGGAAGGAAAUGCGUUCGCCACGUUUUCCUUUUCGAAGAACUCAUUCUCUUCAGCAAAGCACGCAAAUUCCCAGAUCGAAAGAAUUUGGAUUUGUUUGUGUACAAGAACAGCAUAAAAAUGACGGAUAUCGGGCUGACAGCGCUGGUGGCUGACUCGCCUAACAAAUUUGAGAUUUGGUUCCGCAAACGAAAGCCCAACGACACUUUCACCUUGUACACCGCCUCUUCUGACGUCAAGGCUGCGUGGACCAAAGAAAUUUCAAAUCUGCUCUGGCAACAGGCGCUCAAAAACAGAGAGGUGCGCUUGGCAGAAAUGUCCAGCAUGGGGAUUGGGAACAAGCCUUGCCUGGACAUCAGACCAAGUCAGGACCAGAUUUCUGACAGAUCUAUCGGCCUCUCGCAGCUCUCCAAAGCUGGUGCGCGAUUUCGAAGCUCAGUUGCGAUCAGCUCUGCUGAGAGAAGGCCACGGAGGCCGCACUCAGUUGUCUCCGUGUCCUCGUCAUCCUCGUCCUCUGCAGGCUCAAACUAUGGAUCAGCAGAACACUCGACGCUGCGCUCAAACACACUGAACAGCCAUUCUUCCCUUGAGAGCGGCAUUAUUUCGGAUUUGAGCGCUAGUCUGGAGGAAUCGUGGUCUGCCGAAUCGCCGACAGCUGCCGCCACACAGUGACCUUUUACCGCCGCGACACCCCAGUCAAACCCAGUCGUUUUACCAAACUUAAGUCCAAUCAAAUAACAAGCCAACUCUUCUAACUUAGGCUAAAGGGUGUAUUUUUAUGACCAAAAUUGAUAGUUCUAUUUUACUUGUGAGUAAAACAGAAGUCGAGUCGUACUUUUUAUUUAUAUUUGUAAAUUUCGCUGACAGAGUGUGAAUGUAUUUUAACUUCACAAAUAAAAUUAAGUUGAAAUGUGAA
Molecule: messenger RNA, 3827 nt
Organism: Cloeon dipterum
Lineage: Eukaryota; Metazoa; Arthropoda; Insecta; Ephemeroptera; Baetidae
Product: puratrophin-1-like
Exons: 25
Coding region: 65-3583 (1172 amino acids)
Molecular function (GO): guanyl-nucleotide exchange factor activity
Source: RefSeq, a predicted model, not a curated record